UGCUACUUGGGUACUGAUCCCAACUCACGCUAUAGUCAGUGACUUAAUCACCUCGAAUAUAUUCCCAAAUUCUCAGCAAGCGACCCGGAAAAAAAAUUUAAAAGCCACCGCAGCGUAUCGCCAAUCUUCAUUCAUUUAGGAGUCGUUCAUUGACACAGCAGCAAAUCCAAAUAGUUCUUGAUCCUAUUUUCAGUGCUGCUUCGAACGGGUUUCAAUCGUUUCCAUAGUGGUCAGCGAGUAAGUGACGUGAAAUCGGAAAACAAGCGCUGCCCAGAAAAUGAUCCAGUUGUUUGCAUUGGUGGUGCUUUCGGUGCCGGUCGCACUCUGCAGCGGAAUCGUGGUGCAAACUGCUCCGAAGUCCGCCUUCGUCUCGGAGGGUCAUCGAAAUCUCAAUCUGCUGUGCGAAAUACCCGGAAGUCAACCCAUAGAUUUCUGCAUCGUGAAAGUUCCGGGAGUUGCUGCUCCGUUCGCCGCCAGCGAACGACUGCCGGCUCCAGUGCAGGGAGUCACCUACUUCGGCAGGGGUUGGAGUAAGGGGUCCUGUGGAGUGACGUUGGCCGAAAUCGAGAAGAAAUACGAGGGCACGUUCGAGUGCGUUCUAUCCGUCGCAGGGCAAACCCAUAAGGGCUCUAUCGAUAUCGCGUUCAAAGUUGCUCCCGAGCCCCCGGUAAUCGAGGUGUCCAGCAACGUGGACGAUAGCAACGGUGAGUUCGAUUUCGGAAAACCACUGGUCGCUAAGUGUGCCGCUCGUAAUGGAUGGCCAGCUGCGAAGCUUUCGUGGAACCUGGAUGGGAAGCCCGUCGCCGUCACCGAGCUGGGAGCUGCUUUCACAGAAGUGGUUAAUCAGAGGGCAACCGUUGAGCAGUUCUACCGGAAACCGAUAGCCGUCGAGGAUAACCGAAAGCGGCUGGUGUGCCGCGCUGAGCACGAACUGUACCCGAAUGGGUUCAUGGAAGUCGCGUUGCCAAUCAAACUGAGAAGAACGAACAGCGAUGCAAACCUCAUUCAAAAGGACGCCUCCAAAGAUAUUGAAGUGAAACCAUCCGCGCCUGCAUUGAUAGUUUCAAGCGAUGUCCAAACUAGUGAAGGAUCCUUCAAAGUUGGAUCAAAUUUGGUUGUAGAAUGCGUUUCCAGGGAUGGUAAACCAGCUGCAAGUUUUCUAUGGUUCUUAGAUGACCAGCUGAUCUACGAGGGUCUGUCGACACCAUUCUUGACGCAAAGCUCCCGGGGAACAAUUUCCACGCAGCAAGUACUACAGCGAGUUGUGAAAGCAAGUGACAACGGCAAGACGCUCAUCUGCAAAGCACGACAUCCGGGUGGUACGAGCGAAACGCGUCUCAAAUUGGAGACAUACGGCUAAAAAGAUAAAGUGAUAAAAUACAUUUUUACUUUGACGGAUUUUAUGUAAAGGAAAUUGUAGUUGAUAAAUGAAUAACAGUUUUCGUA
This is a messenger RNA of Armigeres subalbatus, 1446 nucleotides long. RefSeq names its product fasciclin-3-like. NCBI's taxonomy places the organism in Eukaryota, Metazoa, Arthropoda, Insecta, Diptera, Culicidae. Bases 278 to 1360 code for a protein of 360 amino acids. The transcript is spliced from 5 exons. Gene Ontology annotation, biological process: cell-cell adhesion. Gene Ontology annotation, cellular component: cell-cell junction; plasma membrane. The record is from RefSeq and is a predicted model, not a curated record. Gene Ontology annotation, molecular function: cell adhesion molecule binding.